AUGAGGAAAGAAGACGAACUCGGUACGCUUUUAGUCGAUCGAUCUAAACAAAGACCUUCCAAUGAAAAUCAAUCGACAUCGUGGGUUCAGACUUUAGCCGGAAGUGUCGUUGCACCAUCAACUUUGAGUUUAGUCAUCUUCUUCCUUCUUCUUUUCAUUCCAAUAACUGCACUUGUUAUUGGAAUUUAUUAUCACGAUCCACGUUAUUGUCCAAUCGAACCUCGUCUUAGUAUUUUCUUGAUUGUCAAUGGAAGUGUUUCUAUCGGAUGGAUUUUACUUAUUAUUUUCGCUACGAUAUUGACCAUUAUGACAGCAAAGUAUCCGAAUUCAUCUGCAUUGGCCACUCUUGUGAUUGUAUUCAGUGGAUUUGUCAUUCUUUUGCUGAUAUUUUUGAUAAUAUGGUUGAUAUUUGGAAGUAUAUGGACAUUUAAUGUUUAUUAUUGGGUGAAUUAUUAUUAUGAUGCGAGAACGAAUUUUUAUCCGUAUGAUUAUUGUCAACCGGAAUUUUAUCGAUUUACAUUUGUGUAUUUGAUUUUCUCGUAUGUGUUCAUGUUUUUUCAAUGUGCGUAUCAUUGUUUUAAUAACAAACUCGUGUCGACGGAAUGA
Molecule: messenger RNA, 606 nt
Organism: Adineta ricciae
Lineage: Eukaryota; Metazoa; Rotifera; Eurotatoria; Adinetida; Adinetidae
Source: the annotation of a GenBank genome assembly